Molecule: messenger RNA, 732 nt
Organism: Thlaspi arvense
Lineage: Eukaryota; Viridiplantae; Streptophyta; Magnoliopsida; Brassicales; Brassicaceae
Source: the annotation of a GenBank genome assembly
GACGACGGAGGACACGACUGGUCCAUGAUGUUGAAGCUUUGGAGAUGGUACCAGCGAUGCCUUACGGUUCAUCCAUUGAAAACUCAGGUCAUCAGUUCCGGCUUUCUUUGGGGAUUCGGCGAUGUCACCGCUCAAUACAUCACUCAUUCCACUGCGAAACCUCGUCUUCUUCGUCUCACCGUUAGUCAUUCUCGAUCUCCCUCUCGUGACACACAUAAAGAUAAAGAGGCAGAUGCAGAGUUCAAGGUCAACUGGAAGAGAGUAGCUAUCACCAGCAUGUUCGGGUUUGGUUUUGUCGGACCUGUUGGCCACUUCUGGUACGAAGGCCUGGAUAAAUUCAUAAAACUGAAGCUUCGAUACGCACCAAAGACAACACGUUUCGUGGCAGCCAAAGUUGCAAUGGAUGGUCUCAUCUUCGGCCCCUUAGAUCUACUUGUAUUCUUCACAUACAUGGGAUUCGCCACAGGCAAGAACACAGCAGAAGUGAAAGAAGGGAUCAAGAGGGAUUUCUUACCGGCUCUAGCUCUCGAAGGCGGAGCAUGGCCGCUUCUCCAGAUCGCAAACUUCAGAUACGUCCCCGUGCAAUACCAGCUCCUCUACGUCAACAUCUUUUGCCUUAUAGACAGCGCUUUUCUCUCCUGGGUCGAGCAACAGAAGGAUGCAGCUUGGAAGCAAUGGUUCACUACUUCAUUUCAAACGCUCAAAGAACGAGGCGGCACAAGUGGAGUAUGA